This is a messenger RNA of Xiphias gladius (swordfish), 3115 nucleotides long. RefSeq names its product reticulocalbin 2 (gene rcn2). Bases 115 to 1047 code for a protein of 310 amino acids. The record is from RefSeq and is a predicted model, not a curated record. The transcript is spliced from 8 exons. Gene Ontology annotation, cellular component: endoplasmic reticulum. Lineage: Eukaryota; Metazoa; Chordata; Actinopteri; Istiophoriformes; Xiphiidae. Gene Ontology annotation, molecular function: calcium ion binding.
CUGACCGGAAGUACAUCUUCGCUCCAGCGCGUUGCUAAGUCAACACUUGUGUGGAGAACGUCCCGCAGGAAUAGCAACAUCUUCUAUUGAAAGUACUUGUCAGCUUCGUCCUUGAUGGCAUCCUCUGCAUUUCUGGUUUUGCUGUUACUUCAGUUUGGACUUGGACAAAGCUCUCAAAAGCAUCUUCAUGAAGAUCAUUAUAUCGGCCAGCAGCACAACCCUGACCACGACAUGAAUGUCCUGCUGGGAGAUGAGGACGCCGAGGAGCUCAAGAAACUUAGCCCGGCAGAACAGAGGAAAAAGAUGAUGGAAAUUGUGAAGCGGAUUGACACAAAUGGUGACAAUGUGUUAAGCACAGAGGAGAUCACUCUGUGGAUUCAGCAUGUCUACAGAAAAUAUGCUCUGGAUGAUGCAGAUGAGCGGUUCCCUGAGUUUGACACUGACAAAGAUGGUGUUGUAACGUGGGAAGAAUACAACAUGGUUGCUCAUGACCAGCUUGUUAGUUUAGAUGACAGCGCAAUUCUGGAGGAUCCAGAGCAAGAGUCUCUCAGACACCUCUAUCUGACGGAGAGGAGGCGCUUUGACUUUGCCGAUGUGGACGGCACCCCCGGCCUUAACGUAACAGAGUUUCUUGCCUUCACCCACCCAUCUGAAGUGGAUCACAUGGCUGAUUUUGCCAUUGAGGAUGUGUUGAGUGAAUAUGACACAGAUAAAGAUGGAUUCAUCAGUCUAAGGGAAUUCAUUGGAGAUGUCCGUGGUGAUGAUGAUUCCCCUUCGCAGUGGGAAAUUGAAGAAACAGUGCGGUUUAAAGACCUCUAUGAUCAAGACAAGGACGGCAAGUUGAAUCGGGAGGAGCAGCUUCGCUGGGUUGCGCCCAAUAGCUACGGUUCAGCAAGAGAAGAGGCUCUUCACCUCAUCAAGGAAAUGGACAGCGAUGGAGAUGGGCAGAUCUCAGAGGGUGAAGUUUUGAAAAAUCAAGAAACGUUCAUGAACAGUGAAGUGACAGACUACGGCAGACAGCUGCAUGUAUCACAUGAUGAAUUAUAACUGUACAGUAUGUUCUUGUUUAUUGCAAAGUUUCCUCGUUUGUUUCCAUGUAGGUGUCAUUUUAUUUCCUGGGUUGUGCGUUGACAUUAGUCACGGGAUUCACGUCACUCCCUGGGGAGAGAUUACUUUAUCUAUCUGUGAUCCAUUUGCAAUACUAAAUGAUAUGGACAAAACAACAGGAAACGUAUAUUAUAUCACAUGCACCAACACACUUUCUGAAAUGUGGCAUUGAAGGAGCUCACUGACAGAGUGUCAGCAUAAUAUGAACAUCUGAAGCUUCCCAAAAUAGUGUGUUUUGCAGGAAUGUUAUAUACAUAAUGUCAUAAGGCCUUCCUGUUAUUUUGUCUUCUCCCUGCAUGCACAUACUACUGAAGAACAGGGAGGUUUGAUGUGGGAAUACAAUUUUAAUCACUUCUUUUAAGGACAUUUGAACUAAAGUAAUUAAAACACAUUGUGUGGGUUUUCAAACAAACAGUCCUGUUAAUAUAUAUCAAAGAAUUUUUUUUUAAUUACAUUGAUAGAACUAUAGGCUAAUUGAAGAAUUAGCAGUGUGUCAUUAUUAGUUGUCCCCUUCACAUGUUCCAAGAGUGAAAUGACAUGAGUAUCAGUUUAGUUGUGGUAACUGCUGUUAUGUUGCAGCUCUUCCUCAUUUAAAUCAAAUGAGCUAGUGAGUAAGUGUUGCUCUUUGAAAACUGGUUUCCUGAAUGUUUCAUGAUCUGUUUCACUUGCAUUGAGCAACAGCCUAUUACACUGCUGGUGUGCUGUACAGAGACUUAAAGUUUAGUGGAUUCUCAAACAAGGACUAUUUUUUAAAUCGCUGCCAAGAUGUCUUUACAAUUUAAAGAUGCCUUUUGGGUGAGUCAUUUAGAUGCUACUAAUCCCUACAUUUUCAUUAUGUUUAGAACUGAAGUUGACCACGAGUUUUUACUGAGGUGUGAAGUCAGUUCUGUAUUCAGUACGUUCACUGGCAUUUUUGAUGUAUAAAGUUUUGUGUACCUUUCCCUUUCUACUGUACUCUCUGUAUUUGUUUUUGAUUUUGUCUGGGGGGUAUUUACUGUAUCAUAUUCCAGUUUAAUUAUCUGUGACUUAGCUAAACACUGCACCCUGUCUUUAGACUUCUAGUCUUCUUUGCUCUCUUUCCUUUUGCUUCUUCUUGUUUUUUUCUCUGGGUUGUGCACAUGUUCACCAAUUUCUAUCUAAAACCAGGUGUGUCACACAAACUAAAGAGUUCCUUCUCAGUGCAACUUUUCUUAAUAGUGUAUGAAGGCCAAGAAAACACUUUAAUACAGUUAUGUUAUGGUAGUAAAAGUGUGAUCUUUAUCAUUACUGAGGAUUCUGCCUUUUCCAAUCUGCACAGCACGUAUUAGCACGUGUGUGUGUGUGUGUGUGUGUGUGUGUGUGUGUGUGUGUGUGUGACAGUGAAACAGACCAAAAACUCAAAAUGUCAACAAAACCAGUAACCAACACGGUACAAAUUUCAUACCAUAACCAUAGGCAAAGCAUCAGGAACUGACUAGUCAGAAAGAACAAUCAGUUGAACUCUACUGUAGCUUCAGUUUAUUAUGUUAAAUUGUGUGCUUCCUUUUUCCUCUUCAUUCUCAUUCUGCCAUUAGUAAGCCUGUGCAAAAUGUAAGUUAUUGAUUUUACAAAUGAAACAAACAUCAGAGAUUUUCACACCAGUCAUUUUAUUUACACAUUAGUCAAAUUUCAGCAAAGUAAUACUUUUACAUGAGCUGGAUCUUUUGUUAAUUUUCCCACAUGGUAGCUUUUCGAUUCAGACCCCAGCAACACUUUGUACCAAUUUCCAUUCGAGACGAGAUACCACAAAACUUCUAAGUGGAAAAAAAAAAAAAUCAGUCUCAGAGACGCAGUCAUUCGUAAACCUUAUCAUCAUAACAUCUGUGUCAUUUAAAUCAUCAGCUAUUGCCCAAAGGUGAUCAUUUGAGUCUUUUUGGAUUAACAGCAUUUAUGUAGACGUUUAUUCCAAAAUUUGACAUUGUGUAAGAUUCCCUGUGAACACUUUUACAUUAUUUACUGAGAGUAUGACUGUUACUGUUUGGCAUUUGUG